This is a messenger RNA of Lodderomyces orthopsilosis Co 90-125, 1728 nucleotides long. It is a transcript of the gene MSM1, whose product is annotated as methionine--tRNA ligase. NCBI's taxonomy places the organism in Eukaryota, Fungi, Ascomycota, Pichiomycetes, Serinales, Debaryomycetaceae. Gene Ontology annotation, molecular function: ATP binding; methionine-tRNA ligase activity. Gene Ontology annotation, biological process: methionyl-tRNA aminoacylation. The transcript has a single exon. The coding region runs from base 1 to 1728 and encodes 575 amino acids. The record is from RefSeq and is a predicted model, not a curated record.
AUGAAACUACGAUACUCUUUACUAUUCAAACGAUAUAGUCUGUCCAAGCCACUUUACAUUACCACACCCAUAUUCUAUGUCAAUGCAGCUCCACAUAUAGGUCAUUUGUAUUCAAUGCUAAUUGCAGAUACCAGAUCCCGGUGGGAGAGGUUGAACCCUUCUAGACUGGCCUACAUGUUGACUGGUACUGAUGAGCACGGGUUGAAGAUUCAGAAUACUGCAGAAAAACUAGGUAUUGAGCCCAAGGAGUUGGUUGACAAAGUUUCCACCAACUUCAAAUCACUAGCAUCACAAUUGAAUAUUAAAUAUGAUAGAUUUAUUCGAACUACCGAUUUAGAUCAUGUUGAAGUAGCACAACACUUUUGGAACUUGAUGAUGGAAAAGGGAUACAUCUACAAAGGAACGCAUAGCGGGUGGUAUUGCAUUAGUGACGAAACAUUUUAUCCUGAAUCAAGUAUUGAAGAAGUUGAAAAAGAUGGUAAAAUCAUUAAAAUUUCAGUUGAGUCAAGAAAUGAGGUGGUAUAUGAGACAGAAACCAACUACUUUUUCAAACUUUCAUCAUUUCAAAAGGACUUGAUUGAAGUUUUGAAGCAAAAACCUUACUUUAUUAAACCGAACCAUCGGUACAAAUUUAUCCUCAAUGAGUUGAUGACGAGUGAGUUGCCAGAUCUUUCGGUUUCCCGGCCUUCUUCACGAUUGAAAUGGGGUAUUGAGGUACCCAAUGAUUCAUCGCAAAAGAUUUAUGUUUGGUUUGAUGCGUUAUUGAACUACCUCACUGCCACUGGAUUCCCAAAGAGAUUCAAACAAGAUGGGACUGGAUUUAUCACCCCCGAGAAUAACCCCUGGCCAGCAACACAUGUUAUUGGAAAAGAUAUAAUACGAUUCCAUUGCAUUUAUUGGCCCAUAUUCCUAAUGGCUGCUGAAAUUGAACUACCAAAACAGGUCAUUGUUCAUUCUCAUUGGUUGUGUGAAGGUUUCAAAAUGAGCAAAAGUUUGGGUAAUGUAGUUGAUCCAAUGGAAUUGAGUGAAUAUUAUGGGGUGGAUCCAGUUCGAUUCUUUUUAACAGAAAAUUCCAAUAUUGAUGAUGAUUGUAAAUUUAGUGAAGCUUUAUUGCAGAGGAGUAGAGAUGCACUUGUGGGGAAAUAUUGUAAUUUGUUAUCAAGAAUUGGUGGUAAGCUGUUUGAUAUUGCUCAAGCAGUGAAGCAAGCUAAUAGUGGUGAGUUUGAGAAAAUUGAUGAAUUGAUUAAUCAGUAUAGCUUGAAAAAGGAAAACAUUGAUUCAGUUUUGCAAUUGUCAAAGGAGUUACAAGAGAAUCUCAACAAUUCUUAUCAAGAAAUGAAUGAAAAAUUUACUAAUUUCGACUACAUACGAGCAAUCCAAGUUUGGUGGAAAGCGAUUAAUCAAGCUAAUCAAUUGUUUCAAAUGGCUGAACCAUGGCUAUACGUGUCAGCAAUCAGAGACUCGCAAGUAAGUGAGGAAACAGCACAUCAAUAUCAAUUGUUAGUCAACUAUUUCGUUUAUCUAUGCUCGGAAACGAUACGUAUCAUGUCGAUAUUGAUUCAACCAGUGAUGCCGCACUUGUCGGACCAGAUCUUAACUAGGUUGAAUGUGAUUCCAGAAAGGCGUAAUUGCGGUUUCACCAAAGUUGGUGCUGAUUUAGACUAUGGUGAGGAUGCCAACUCCACUCUGUAUAAACCACCUUUACAAAAAAUUAAGUCAAGAGUAUGA